This is a messenger RNA of Tigriopus californicus, 2220 nucleotides long. RefSeq names its product solute carrier family 22 member 1-like. Gene Ontology annotation, biological process: transmembrane transport. The transcript is spliced from 10 exons. The record is from RefSeq and is a predicted model, not a curated record. Bases 266 to 2047 code for a protein of 593 amino acids. NCBI's taxonomy places the organism in Eukaryota, Metazoa, Arthropoda, Copepoda, Harpacticoida, Harpacticidae. Gene Ontology annotation, cellular component: membrane. Gene Ontology annotation, molecular function: transmembrane transporter activity.
GUCAAAUACGGAUUUGCAGAAGAGCUCGCUUGGAUAGUACGUUUCAGAGCGUCAAGCCAAGUGGUCAUGGCUUCGGGAGCAUCUUUCAUCUCCUAUUCUUGACCUUUGGCUAGGGCUGUGCCCCCAUUGGUAGUGAUAUUGUGUUAGGCUUAUGAAGUGCUAGUGGCCGCAAGGGUAAAAAGAAAAUAUUUUGCCUCUUCUUGGAAAAAGAAAUAUGUUUUUGGCAUAGUAUCUUGGAACCUCAACGAGUAUCAGUUGUCGAAGGAUGGUGGAACUCACGACGCCCACGACCCUGACAAAUUUUGAGGAUCUGUUAAAUUUGAUUGGAGGAUGGUGUCGAUAUCAGAAGACCUUGCUGGCCUUUUUCUUCUUCAAUUGCAUGUUUCUGGCGUAUGCAGCCUACACGCCAGUGCUGUUUCUCUACACUCCCGAUCAUUUUUGCUCUGUGGAUCAUAUUUGGAAUGCCACGGGUUCACAAGAGUUGCUGUGGCAUGAAGACCAAGUGCUAAACCUACUGAUACCAAUUGAGGAGUUCAGUGGAAAAAGAAGCAAAUGCCUCAUGUAUAAUGUUUCCGUGGAUGUGGUAAGAUUUUGUGCCAGUACCGUUUGGUUUCCGUUGAAUACCAGAUUGCAAUUUACCACCAGAGGUUAUAACCUCUCGGAGUUGACAGCCCUGGAAAUGGAAAAUCGGACAGAAUUCGAAAAGAUUCCUUGCUCUCACGGAUGGUAUUACAACACCACUGGAUUGUUCACCUCAGUUAUUACCGACAUGGACUGGGUCUGCGAUGAUGCCUGGAAGGGCCCUUUUAGCCAAUCCAUGUUUUCGAUUGGAGCCCUAUUUGGCACACUCCUUUUUGGCUACAUGGCUGAUACUUAUGGAAGACUCUCGGCGUGGUAUGCUUCUAAUAUCGUGCUCAUGGUGGCUGGCUUGGCCACUCCGUUCAUGUCGGAAUUCAUAGGAUUUUCGUGUAUGCGAUUCUUGCAAGGGAUGUCUUACGACAGCUUCUUCACCAUCUUCUACGUGCUAGCAUUGGAAUGUGUCUCGUCCGAUAAAAGAGCCUUAAUCGGGAAUUUGGCUCUGGCCAUUGGGAUGACAGUGGCAGGAUGUUAUGAACCUUGGACAUUGUACUUCUUACAAAACUGGAAGAUCCUCAAUACGAUUCUCUACGCACAAGUAGCCGUGAUUAUCCUGGCACCAUGGUUUGUGUUUGAGUCUAUUCGUUGGUUGGCUAGCCAAGGGAGAAUAGACGAAGCUUACGAAACAAUCUUGAAGAUUGCCAAAGUCAAUGGAAUGGAAAUCGACCCAAGUCUAGAAUCCCAAAUCAAGAAAAUAUUGGCCAAUGAAGAGGAAAUUAAGCCUGAGGGUGAAAUGCAAAAGAAAGCGACUCUGCUAGAUCUAAUGAGGAAACCUAACCUGCGCAAGAACUUUAUAAUCAUGGUCAUCGUAUUUAUGUUGACAUAUGGGCUCUUCGAUACAAACGUGAGGGUCAUUGGCAACCUGGAACAAAGUAUUUACAUCACGUUCACAAUAUCGUCCUUCUUGGAGCUCCCGGCGGACUUAUUGGCUAUAUUGGGUUUGGAUUGGAUUGGCCGGCGAUGGUCUGCUUUUACAUCCCUGCUUUUCAGUGGAAUUGCAAUGGGAGUAGGAUCUCUAAUGACAAGUUAUCCUUUGAUUGUGAUGAUAUUGACCAUGUUCGGCCGUUUUUUCGUUACAUACGCUCUGAAUACAGCUUUGAACAUCGGCUUGGAAAUUAUCCCAACCGUGGUGAGAGGGCAGGGUUUGGCCGUGGGCCGAUUGAUGUCUUGUCUGGCUAUAUUCUGUUCACCCUAUAUAGUAUUUACGGGAACCAUCGACAAGAGCAUCCCGUACAUCAUCAUUGCCAUCGUGAGCUUUUUUGCCGCCUGUAUGGCAACGUUGUUACCGGAAACUGCAGAUGAGGAAUUGCCGGAUACGUUGGAAGAUGGAGAAAAAUUUGGAAAAAAACAGAGCUUUUGGAACGUUCCUUUUCUGAAGAAUAGAAAAGAAACCCAACAAAUAAAUUUGUGAUGAUAAUCUCAUAACAUACGGUUUAAUACCACAAUGCAAAUGCUUAAGUUGAAUAGGUCUUUAUACAUCUUAAAAUGUUAAGUUCAUGAAAACAUCAGUUUUUACAUCUGUGGACUCUGAUGUACAAUCUAUCUCUUGGACUGAAAACUGGAAAAAUAAAUGGAUGAACGACU